CGCAUGCGCGAAGGGCCAUUCAGAGACUUCAUGAGGGCCACCCACGCAUGCUGCGGUGUCGCCCUCUCAUGCGUGCUGCGGCGUCGCCCUUUCAUGCCUGCUGCGCUGACGCCCUCAGCGCGGUUUUCACUCGCUGGUGGCGGUUCCAUUCGCUGGCUUCAUCCCGCGAGCCAUCCCCGACCGACCGGAGUGGACAGAGGAGCGAUGGGCGCCAACGAGCAGUGCCUUUGUCGAUGGGAGUUCAUCUUUAGCGGUGGUGAGAGUUCAUUUUUGACGGGGAGAGUUCAUCUUUGACGGUGGUGAGAGUUCAUCUUUGACGGGAAGAGUUCAUUCUAGCAUCCCGCGCCGACCGAAUACAGGAUCCGCUCCUUUGUUGGCGCGCAGUCAUCGGGGUACCGGGAAUUGGUCGCUGACUAGCGCGGCGACAAUGAAUGGGCGUCCAGAGUGAAUGACCCAUUGGCAC
Messenger RNA from Schizophyllum commune H4-8, 463 nucleotides. RefSeq lists its product as uncharacterized. The record is from RefSeq and is a predicted model, not a curated record. NCBI's taxonomy places the organism in Eukaryota, Fungi, Basidiomycota, Agaricomycetes, Agaricales, Schizophyllaceae. The transcript has a single exon. Bases 31 to 294 code for a protein of 87 amino acids.